GUAUUUUCCAUUUCAGGAAACAUCCCAGUUAUCUGGACUCCCUGAGUAUGUUAAAAUAGUAGAAGUUGGACCUAGGGAUGGAUUGCAGAAUGAAAAGGUUAUAGUUCCUACAGACAUAAAAAUUGAAUUUAUCAAUCAACUUUCCCAAACUGGCUUGUCUGUAAUAGAAGUGACCAGCUUUGUGUCCUCCAGAUGGGUACCACAGAUGGCUGAUCACACUGAAGUGAUGAAAGGCAUUCAUCAAUACCCAGGAGUUCGAUAUCCUGUCCUUACUCCUAAUCUUCAGGGUUUUCACCGUGCUGUUGCUGCCGGAGCCACCGAGAUAUCAGUUUUUGGUGCCGCAUCUGAAUCCUUUAGCAAGAAGAAUAUUAACUGUUCUAUUGAAGAAAGCAUGGAAAAGUUUGAGGAGGUUGUUAAGUCGGCAAGGCACAUGAAUAUUCCAGCACGAGGGUAUGUGUCUUGCACCCUGGGCUGUCCGUAUGAAGGAAACAUCACACCACAAAAAGUGACAGAAGUAUCUAAAAGAUUGUAUGGCAUGGGCUGUUAUGAGAUCUCUCUAGGAGACACUAUUGGAGUGGGAACUCCAGGAAGCAUGAAAAGAAUGUUGGAGAGUGUCAUGAAAGAAGUCCCACCCAGUGCACUUGCUGUUCACUGCCAUGACACGUAUGGACAAGCCUUAGCAAAUAUCCUUACGGCCCUUCAGAUGGGAAUUAAUGUGGUGGACUCCGCAGUAUCAGGAUUAGGUGGUUGUCCGUAUGCAAAAGGUGCCUCUGGGAAUGUAGCCACUGAGGAUUUGAUAUAUAUGCUUAAUGGCUUGGGGCUCAACACAGGUGUCAAUAUUUACAAAGUGAUGGAAGCUGGUGACUUUAUUUGCAAAGCUGUGAAUAAAACCACAAACUCUAAAGUAGCACAAGCCUCCUUCAAUUCUUGACUUGAAUAAAUUUGUGACUUAAGGCUGAGAAGAUCCAUUUCAUCUACAGAUACUCAUCUGAAAAUCAUUACUAUCAAGUUGUUCUGAAAUGUGAAGUAAUAGACAAGAGUGAGGGAAAAAAAGAUGUAAUUUUAAAGUAUAUUACUGGACAAAUUAUGAAAUCAGUGGAAAGCAAUAUGCAGUCAUCGGUAAAUUGGAAGCUGAAGUAAAACACUACAAUUUGUAGAUAUGCUUUUGAACUUGGAGAAAAGUCUACUCUUUUGCUCCAAUAGAAAUAACUUUUUAAUUUAGUAGAUGUGAAAAUUAACUUCAGGUUUCCCUAAGUAUCAAAUACUGUGUUAAUACUUAAUCAAGCUGGCUUAGCACAGUAUACAUAUUGUCAGUGGUUUAUGAGCUUCUGCAUAGUCUGCAAAGUGUGUGGCCUCAGUCCUAUGCGUUAUGCCUCUGGAUCUCAACUUUCCAUUUGCCAAGUCAGUUAAAUUAUGAACCAAGCGCCAAAUCUCCAUCUGACCGUACAUAAUUUUUAGCAAUAGAACUUUUAUAUUUCAAGUAUGGCUAACAUCUGUUAACUAUUUCAACGACUUUAUCUUGUUCCAAGAGGCUGUGGUCAAUGGCAAGAUGCCAUAUGCUGGAAACAUUACGACCUCCCAUGUUUGUGAUAUGCAUCCAGUUUACCAUACGUUCUCUUUCAUCAAGUUUAGUAAAAACAAGCAUGGUGUUACUCAACUAUUGAAAAAUAUAAGGUUCGACUGUCAUCUCAGUGUCUCAGCUACAGUGAUAAGAACAGAUUGAUACAUAGAGUAUAAUCCACUUUGGUAAUUUUCAAAUCACAUUCAAAUUGCCUGAGGAAAUGUCACUAAGAUCCUAAGAAUAGUAAGGCAGUUUUUAAUUCAUGAAACAAAAUAAAACAAAACUGUUUUCAUUGAUUCCAGGUACUUUGAUUAAAUGUGAUCACUUUUGGUUGACUUUAUGGUUAUUUUUAAUGUUGAAAUGGCUGAAAUUUUAUCUUUUGCAAUAGAAAACAUUGCCAGGAAUAGCAAAAGUUAAUAUGUCAAAGUGGAGAGGAGGAGCAGAAAGACUAUGUUACUGUAACCUAUGCAAAUCAUAUGGGGACAGAAUUAUUAAAUGCGGGUCUGAAUCAUCAGUUCUAUUUAUGUAGUCUUCUCCAAUAAUACUUGGUGAUCUUAUCUUUGAAUAAAUUUUAAUAUAACUUUAAAUAUGAAAGUGAGCACUGUGGACUUUCUAUAAAUAUUAAUCACAACUACUGAAAAAAAAAUUUUAAAAAAUACGAGAA
Molecule: messenger RNA, 2225 nt
Organism: Panthera uncia (snow leopard)
Lineage: Eukaryota; Metazoa; Chordata; Mammalia; Carnivora; Felidae
Gene: HMGCLL1
Product: 3-hydroxymethyl-3-methylglutaryl-CoA lyase like 1
Exons: 8
Coding region: 206-931 (241 amino acids)
Biological process (GO): L-leucine catabolic process; ketone body biosynthetic process
Cellular component (GO): endoplasmic reticulum; cytosol
Molecular function (GO): hydroxymethylglutaryl-CoA lyase activity
Source: RefSeq, a predicted model, not a curated record